Messenger RNA from Anarrhichthys ocellatus (wolf-eel), 2711 nucleotides. RefSeq names its product transmembrane protein 164 (gene tmem164). The record is from RefSeq and is a predicted model, not a curated record. The transcript is spliced from 6 exons. The coding region runs from base 443 to 1384 and encodes 313 amino acids. NCBI's taxonomy places the organism in Eukaryota, Metazoa, Chordata, Actinopteri, Perciformes, Anarhichadidae.
AACUCGGGGUAUUUAAAAACUUCAGUUCCAGUUCAGCAAGGUAGGAUUGGUAUUUAAGCUAGCGCCUAUCCGGUGUCCGCGCUGUUGCUAACACACGCUAACUCAACCUCCAGCAAGCCGCUGUCCCGCUUGGCAUGACUAAGAGCACGUAGCCGGCAUGACUGCUUGUUCCGCAUGAUGCCGGUGCCAAUCUGACUGUCAACGUUAAGCUAGCAACUGUGUGAGGGGCGCGAAAGAAGACUGUGCCGGUACCACCACCAGCCGCAGCUACCGGGUAGUGUUGACUACAGCCCUGCCUCCCGCUACUAGCCGAAGUUCCUCAUCUGCCCGUCGAUACGGUAGUUUUGGCGAAUUAGCUAGCUUACAAACACGCCGAGGCGGUGUGGAUACAUGUCUGCCUCUCAACCGCGAGACGAGCUACGAAAGGGAAAUCUUGCAGUUCAUGUUUCGCCAAGAAGUUGGUGCGACGUCUUUUAUUCCAUCUCGUUCGUCUCUUUUCCAACACGAGAAGAGGAAUAUGUCCAGAUAUAACGUAUACAGCCUGCUGGACUGGAUCUACGGCGGGGUGGACCCGAAGUUCGAGGGCAACGGGGGCCCCGCGUGCGCCGCCUUCCUCGCGCCCCAACAGCGAGUCAGCGAGAGUCUGGUCAUCGUCCUCGUCUCCCUGGUGGAGGUAUGCGUGGCGCUCAAGAAGAUCAACCUCUCCAAAGAGCUCAAAGUGGUGGGGAAGGACUGCGCGCGGUUGAAGGAGGACAGUCUGGGCAAGAACCUGUUGCUGGUGGCCCUUUGCAUGACUUUCGGAGUGGAGGUUGGCUUCAAAUUCGCGACCAAGACUGUGAUAUAUCUGCUGAACCCCUGCCAUCUCAUGACAAUGGUUCAGAUCUUCCUGCUGGCCUGCCCGCCAUGUAAAACAGCAAUGGUUGUAUUUAGGCUGCAGGUCCAUAUGCUGAACGGUGCGUUACUGGCUUUAAUGUUCCCAGUAGUCAACACUAGACUGCUUCCGUUUGAGAAGGAGAUCUACUACAUCCAGCACUCCAUGCUGUACCUGGUGCCUCUCUACCUUUUCAGGAAAGGAGGUGUGUACAAGCCUGAGCCUCUGGGGGACAUGUGGUGGGCGCUGCUCUCCACCGGCAUCCUGUUCCUCUACCACUUCCUCUUCCUGCAGGUCCUCGGCUUGGCGACUGAGGUCAACCUGAACAACAUGCUGUGCCCGGCCGUGUCCGACCCCUUCUACGGGCCUUGGUACCGGGUGUGGGCGACGGGCCACCAGACCCUGCUGACCCUGGUCCAUGGGAAGGUCCUCACGCUCCUCUCGCAGCACACGGGCUCGGCCUGCCGCUGCCUGCUGGACACGCUCCGACUGCGCAGCAAGAAAGUUGACUGAAUGUCCGCGAGGACGCGCACAGAACUAGCCUUUCAUUCUAAAUGCCUGCUCUCAUGGAGAUGUUUUUCUUCUUUCUUUUUUUAACAUUUGAAUGCAUCUUUUUAAGACUUACCAUCUGUUUCAAUGAAAGAAGUGAGCGUUUGGGGGGGCCAGUGAAUCAAUGUGUCAUUAUUUUUGUGUCGUCGUCGGCUUGCAUACAUGCUUGCAUGCACAAACAUGAGGUGGUGUUUUAAGGCUGGUAGUUAGCGUUGUGCAGUUGGGCGGAUUUAGCCUCUUUUCUUUCUUUUUUCUUUUUUCUUUUUCUUUUUUUGGGAAUACAAUUUCCAGAAACAACGUAAGUGAAUUCGGGGGAAACGUCUCAAGCUGCCUUUUUGUAAAUGUAAAGUUUUACGGACAAGGGAAAUGUGAGUCACCCGAAAUGUCGAUAUUGACCUGCAGUUGUGACACUUUUUUAGUUCUGUACGUAGUUGUUAUGCUAGGUCACAUGUUAGUGGGUGAAGCUGCCAUUUCUUGUCUCAAGUGCGUUUUGAAACUGAUUUUGAAUGUGCGAGCCGUUGUUAAAAGUUGCCUUGUUUAAUCGUCAGAGGAUUUUAUUUGUCAUGACAGAAAAUACAAAGUUAUUUAUGUUCCUCCGUUCCCCUUCUACUCCACACAUGUACAGGGUAUGAAAGCAAUUUCUAGUGGCCUCCUGUGCGUUUCCGUCUCCAGCCUGUUCAGAUCAUUCCAGUUGAGAUAAUCAGGGGACACGAGGAUGUAGUACGUGCUGAGAGUCUACGUGAUGAAUGCGGGUUCAUGGAUCUACACUGGGGUGUAUUUUUUAUGUACUUGCGUUAUUUUGUUACGAUAUUGGACCAUAUUCAGUUGGGUAUAAAGUUCAGUUGUUGGGAUGAAUGUGACGUUUGCCAAGGGGGAUCUUGACAAAAUAUGUAUCUGAGCUGGAGUCAUGCAUCAUGACACUUGACUUGAAUUUGUCGCUUGAUCUUACAAGGCAUCCUGAAUUCUCCCCACCGCUACAACUGUGUGACAGCGAGUCACGGGCUCAGUUUAGUAAGAAAAAUUAAAUAAAAUACGAAAAAAAGAAUGCAUCGGAUGAUCUGCACGAGGUCACUCUGGGUCACUAGUUGACGACCCAUUCGAAAGAAAGUAUUAACCAGCAUUGGAAUAUUUAAGUCAUGGUCUAUAUCAUUUCAAGUGUGUGGGGUGUGUGUUACUGUAGCAUAUACUGUAUUUCACUGUUAAAAAAAAAAAAAGGGACAAAACUUUUGUAUUUCUAUUGGUUCCAGUGUAUGUGCUGUAUUGACAAUAAAAGUGGUUUCAUUUAACCAAA